This is a messenger RNA of Fragaria vesca subsp. vesca, 510 nucleotides long. Its product is annotated as probable ubiquitin-conjugating enzyme E2 24-like. The transcript has a single exon. The record is from RefSeq and is a predicted model, not a curated record. The coding region runs from base 1 to 510 and encodes 169 amino acids. NCBI's taxonomy places the organism in Eukaryota, Viridiplantae, Streptophyta, Magnoliopsida, Rosales, Rosaceae.
AUGAAGAAGGUACCACAGGAGUCCAACAACAAUGUGUUUGUCGCAACGUGUCGAAUGACACUGUUUUUGCUUCGAAUACCUCCUAAGAAUUUUGAGACUUUCAUCAUUGAUCACUUUCGCGAGAGAGGAAAUAUGAUACUAGGAGCGUGUAGGGCGUAUGCGAGUGGGCACAUCUUAGUUGGACAUUACUCUAAUGGGUCGUGUUCAUUGUCGUCCUUUCCGGUUUCAGUUCACAAAGUUUCCAGAAAUUUCAAGCAGUUGUUGGAGCAGCUGUACCCACUACUCAUUGAGGAAUUUAGAAUGAUUGGACUGAAUGGGGAAUUUAGAACGAUCGGGGCUUGUAAUGUGGUCGAGCACUCCAUCCCGCUCAAAGCCAAGAAACCUAAUUCUUGGAAGAUUUCCAUCAAGGUUUUCAACAAAUUGGGAAAGAUCUUAGGAUUGAAGAAGGGGAACAAGAAGAAGAAUGUCGACACUUGUGCCUCGGAUUUGAGUACUAUACAGUCAAGUUGA